Messenger RNA from Gaeumannomyces tritici R3-111a-1, 3176 nucleotides. RefSeq lists its product as hypothetical. Gene Ontology annotation, cellular component: membrane. The coding region runs from base 1225 to 2736 and encodes 503 amino acids. Gene Ontology annotation, molecular function: sphingosine N-acyltransferase activity. The record is from RefSeq and is a predicted model, not a curated record. The transcript has 4 exons. Gene Ontology annotation, biological process: ceramide biosynthetic process. Lineage: Eukaryota; Fungi; Ascomycota; Sordariomycetes; Magnaporthales; Magnaporthaceae.
UGCUGCUCUGCACCGUCCGGUAUGUGAUGGCUCGGAGCAGAUCCGUGGGCUAGGGCGCUCAGCUACUUGCCGUUUUGCCAUCUUGGCUGCUAGCAGCUGCGGCUACGGGAUUGACAUGUUGCCCUGGUAGAUCCGUCAAAUCUGUGCGACGACGGGAGCUUCCCUAGUAUGAACAGCAUGGACGUGCCCAGCACGGAAAGUCACUGAGCGCGCACUCCAGUCAGGAUGCGGGAUGGAGCAAGCUCGCAAUCACUGCCCGUCUCAUGGCAGUUCAGAUUCGAUCGCACCAGCAAGACUGGACGCUUUGGUUGUCGCCCAAUCACCAGGAACUCAAUUCUCUCCAAAUCAGCACGAAACGCCAUCACGACACGGACAAUGGACCGAUCCCUGCCAGCUUCUCCCCUUUUCCCUUUUCCCCGCCAUCCACAUGGUCAAAUUGGACGUCGCCCCAGGCCCGGUAGAGCUCUGCUUCACACCGCCUUUGAUUGCUCUCAUCCACCCUCCAAGCCCAGACCCCACUUCUCUCAAAAUUUCGAAAAAGGGUCCCCUUUUUCCCCUGCGCCCGCUGAGAAAGGGAGGCGAGGCAGCCCAGGGCCGAGACUUCCCAGGUGGUGCCCAGAGACCAAGAGAAAACCAGGCACCUUCCCGUGUCUCUUUCUGUUUUUGCUGCAUUCGCUAGGCCUGUCUCCUGUCCCGCGGUCCUCGCAAUACGAGGGCAUAUCUGUGGUGGGAAAGCUUCCUUGCCCGUUCCUGUCCCCUCCCAGCCUCGCUCUCUGCCCCUACGCGAUCUUCCUAGAUGGCUUGAAGAGCGACAGCAAACCCCUGCAAGCCUCGAUCCGCAACCGGAGCAUUCGUUCGGCGUAUCAAUUGGCAAUAUCGAUUCCUUCUUUUUCUCCUCCUGUCGUUGCUGGUCCCCUUCCACCCCACGCCUCACCCGCCUCCUCAACAAAAUCCACCCUGGCAUUUUCCGCCCGCCCCCCGGCGGACAAAAGUGCAGGCCUAGCAACACUCACAGUCUCGCCUUGUCUCGCCCUUAGACACUAUCUCUGGACCUCGACGACCCGCCCGAGUGUCAAACCCACAGCUGCGGCUAAACUAGCACCACCGCGCGGCCAGCAGACACCCACGGGCUAAGACUGCUCGGUACUGCAAACUCAAUUGAGUCUCCAACUCGCGGCACAGCUGCUCCUUUCUUUUUUCUCGAAGCCCGCCCACACCGGAAGUAUGUCCGGCCCCCACGGCGGCGGCGGCGACACCCUCGGGCCGCCCUCUCCUCGGCGAUCCGCGGUGCGCGACCCUUCUGUCAUCAGGAAGGAUACCAUGAACGGCCCGCUGUACAUGCAGGCCUCCAACAAGACCAUGCUAGUCCGGCGCGUCAAGAGGAGGGGCGACGGUCCCCUCAAGAACUUUACGAGGUGGUGUGUCGACAAUCAGAUUGGUCUCUCACUCAACCUCCUCGCACUUCUUGCUCUCACCCAUUUCUUCUUCCCAAAGAGCCGUGAAUACACGUCCAAGUUCUUCUCCUCGUCACACUACAACCCUAAGACCGAGAAAUAUACAAUCGGAAAUGAUGACGGUUACCAGCUCCUCUUUUGGGUUGUGGCUUUCACGGGUAUCAGGGCAAGUGUCAUGGAAUAUGCCCUGGCGCCCUUCGCAAAAUGGCACGGCUUGAAAAAGAGGAAGACCGUCACUCGUUUCAGCGAACAGGGGUGGCUCAUCGCCUAUUAUGCCGUCUUCUGGCCCCUUGGCAUGUACAUCUACCUGAACUCGGAGUACUACAUGAACAUGCGUAACCUUUGGACCGCAUGGCCUAGCAGGGAGGUAGACGGCCUCAUGAAGGGCUACAUGCUGGCUCAGCUGGCCUUUUGGAUGCAGCAGAUCCUCGUCAUCAACAUUGAGGAGCGCAGGAAGGACCACUGGCAGAUGUUUGCCCACCACAUCAUCACCGUCACACUGAUCUACUCUUCUUGGCGCUACGGCUAUACCCGUGUCGGCAACCUGAUUCUGAUCCUGAUGGAUGGCGUGGAUAUCGUGUUCUCGAGCGCCAAGUGCCUGAAGUAUCUUGGCUAUAACAGAGCGUGCGAUGUCUUCUUCGGCCUGUUUAUGGUUAGCUGGGUCCUCGCCCGUCACGUCGCGUACCUGAUGGUCUGCUACUCGGUCUAUCGCGAUGCGUCGAUCGAGAUGGGCGGCCAAUGCUGGCGUGACACCCCAAGGGGAAGGGACGGUCCACUCCCGAAGCCCAACGGGUUCAUCUAUAUGGUCGAGCCCCUCUGGGACCCGGAGGCCAUUGUGUGCUUCGACCAGUCGGUCAAGUGGGGCUUCCUUUCGGUCUUGUUGAUGCUUCAAGGCAUCACCCUCGUCUGGCUGAUGGCCAUUUUCAGGGUUGCUGUCAAGGUCAUCCGCGGUACCGGCGCCGAGGACACGCGCAGCGACGACGAGGAAGAGACGGAGGAGCAGGACCAGAACGAGUAUGCGGAUGACAGGACCAGAGCCAACGCUGUGGAGGCAGCGAUUGCCAACCACGGUGGCAAGGUGUCGCGCAAUGACGAGGCUGAGAACGACGAUGACCAGCCCAUUGAGGAGGAGGUUGGCGUUGAGGAUAUCGACCUCAAGGGUUGGGGCCGGAGAUCGGGCGUCAAGAGGCAGGCGUCGUCGUCUACUGGCGUCAGUCUCCCUGGCCACAGUGAUCGCAAAGAGCUCCUUGGCCGUAUUGGUUGCGAGAAGCAUGUCGACUGAGCAUAUUUCACCGGUGUGGGAGCUGAGGAGGCAGAAGAAAGCGUGCUUGGCCUGGUGGUUUCUGGGGACAGUGGCUUGGCCCGCCGCCCUCAUAAAGGAGAGGGGCAUGGUGCGCGGGCCGGGUCUCGACUGGGCUGACUUGCUACAUGAUCUCAUUCCGAGGCCGCCACAUGGCCGAAGUGGUUCUCUUCUAGCCUCCAGGGCGACCUCCUCUAUAACCUUCUUACUCUUGUCGAUUUUAACCUCUGUUAUUUACGCAGGCUUUUUCUCACACAAAAGUAGACACAUUCCGCGCAAAAAGUUGUUUCAUGUUUACUGGGUUCACUUGUACCGCGUGUUUGUUUUGGGUUAUGUUUUUUUGAUAAUGACAUAUACUAAUUAAUAUACAUCGUUGGAAAGCAUACAUCUGAUAUAUAUAUAUGGAACAAUCUAUCCGAACG